Molecule: messenger RNA, 498 nt
Organism: Paramecium sonneborni
Lineage: Eukaryota; Ciliophora; Oligohymenophorea; Peniculida; Parameciidae
Source: the annotation of a GenBank genome assembly
AUGGAAAAGUUAUUGAGAAUAAUACAGGUGUUCAUGGUUGGUGUUGUUGUAUAUGUGAUUAAAUUAUUCCUAAGAAUAGUGUGAUAUAAUUUGCUUUUAAAAUAAUUAAAUUGGGUAGUGGCAUUAUGAUUGGAAUUGGUUUUAGGGAUAUUCAUUAAUCUUAUAUUAAUUAUUAUUCAAUUGGAUGAGGGUAUAUUUAUAAUAUUAAUAGUUCAAAAUAGAACAUAUAACAUAGAUAACAAUGGUUCUUGUUAUAAUCAUGAUUAACCAGAUAAAAACGAUAAAUAAAUAGCUUUUGGAUAUUCUACAAAUGACAUAAUUAUUGUUGAAGUGGAUAUUAUAAAGAAGUACGUGAAAUGGAAAAAGUAAUCCACAAAUAAAUCAUUAGUAUCAAUUUCUAUUUAUUAUUAGACUUUCUCUAUUGAUACAACCAAAGAUUUGUAUUCAUGUGUACAUUUAUUAGGAUAUUGUAAAGUAGAGAUAUUAAAUUUAGUGUGA